CCUCGAAGUGCCCCUCGGGGACAAUCAAGUAUUAAAGGAGAAACGUUGUUUCCGACUCUUCCCUCAGAAAUCCCGUGACCGGCUCGGCCGGCCCAAGGUUUCAACAUGCCUGCUGUACAUGGGGAUUUAGCGUCUAUGGUGAUGCCUACAGACCAGGAGCUGCUACCGGAGAUCUACCCUCGGCAGGUUACCCUUCGCGAUCGCGUUACGGUCGCGACCCUGGUGCCCUUUCUGUCGCCCGAUGAUGUGCCCCCGUCUCUGUUGGGCUACCUAUCAGACCAAUUAAAUAGUGAAAUCGAAAAGGGCGACACCUAUGCUAUGAUUGACCCUAUUCCGUACGAUGAAUUUAAGCACUAUUGGUUCUCUCACUUCGGUGCUAUCAUGCUCCUCGGGGAUAUCAAGAAUACCCAGGAUGUCAAACUCCUGGACAGAACGGGGGCAGCAAAUUGGCCCAAGCUCUGUCUGGGCAGCUUUACCGUCAGACCCAACUACCCUGGCCGUAGUAGUCAUAUCUGCAAUAGCAUGUUCCUUGUCACCGAUGCCUCUCGGAAUCGAGGUGUUGGCCGACUGAUGGGGGAAGGAUACCUAGAGUGGGCUCCAAAACUGGGGUAUACAUAUGCCAUGUUCAACAUAGUCUAUGAGAGUAAUGUUGCUUCUUGUCGUCUUUGGGACUCUCUAGGGUUCAAACGGAUCGGAAGAAUACCAGGAGGUGGUAGACUCGCCUCCAAUCCCGGACAAUACGUUGAUGCGAUCAUUUAUGGCCGGGACUUGGGGCCCGAGGGUGAGGACUCUGUUACCCAGGAUCGCUUUGACAAGAUCCGGUAUUAUCUGAAGCAUUCAAAGUACCCUAGGGGCGCUGACAGGGCCGAGAAGAGCCGGCUUAGAAGUGCAGCAACCCACUAUAAACUAGUUGGGGGGCAAGACGGCGAAGCCGAGAAGCUGAUGCUGAAAGAUAAAGAGGUAGUGUCGGAUCCACAACAGCAAUACGAUAUCGCUCGGGAGAUGCAUGUUCAGCAGCAUGCUGGCAUCAAUAAGACUACAGCAGCCAUUGCAGUCAAGUACCAUUGGGUCCGGAUCAAGGAAACUGUAAGCAGGGUCAUCCGAGACUGUCCUCAGUGCAAGGAGACACUCAAAUCGCCCUUGGCCAACGGGCUCUUCAUGAAUGAAGAUAUGCCAGAAGAGGAGGAUCAAACGAGCAGUCGCGAGAGCGAGCCUAGUAUGCCUACCAGCGAGAACAUGGGAGCAAACCCGCUCAUGGACCAUGUAUCUCUGGAUGCCCAUCAAAGCCAGAAUCCUUUUGUCACCACCCACCCAUCCGUUGUUCCAGGAUCAGUAGAUUCUAUCAGCGAUUAUGUCAUGCCUCUUGACCCCCAAAUCAUUGAUAUUCACCAGCAACUUCCCAGAUUCCAAACUCAUGAUGCUAUGACCGACCCAUACACGCACGGCCCGCAUGGCUUGUCUAGCUCGCAUUUUGAUGAUGAUGUGCGGCAUCAUGCAGCUAGUGAUUACCAUAUGAUGGUUGAUGACCCAUCUGAUCCAGACCCUGGAUCGGCACUCCAUCAGGAUGCACUUGGGCUAGUGCAUUCACAAGUUAGCGAUGUGCAUCACCACGAACAGAUACUGGCCAAGUAUCAGUAUGUAGGGCAGACGGAUGAUGACUUGGACUUUACGUGAUAUGCUGUAUGUUCGCACCUUCUCUCUCAGUUUUCCAGCCCACUUCUAUCGGGUCUGAUUUGAUUUUCUCCUUUUAUAUUUUUCUUUUUGGGGCAUUAUCUUUCUGUAUGGCAUUUCUUGACGGCGUUCAAUGCAAGUUGGGCUUGCAUCAAUCAUUAUGGAUCAUCGGAUAACUACGGCUGUGGAGAUCUGUAUUACUAGCAGUAUGAUAGAAGGUGACGUGAAGAUCAUAAUAAAUGAUAAGUAAUAG
This is a messenger RNA of Aspergillus caelatus, 1924 nucleotides long. Its product is annotated as putative histone acetyltransferase Spt10. The record is from RefSeq and is a predicted model, not a curated record. Gene Ontology annotation, molecular function: acyltransferase activity, transferring groups other than amino-acyl groups. NCBI's taxonomy places the organism in Eukaryota, Fungi, Ascomycota, Eurotiomycetes, Eurotiales, Aspergillaceae. Bases 106 to 1674 code for a protein of 522 amino acids. The transcript has 3 exons.